AUGAGUGGAGAACGACAACCAUUGAAGCAAACAAAUAAUUACUAUAAUGAAGAAAUAUACUAUGAAGAUGAAGAACCGGAAUUGUCUCCAACCAUGAAAUACUUGCUUUGGGCUGUAGGGAUCUUUACAUCAAUCUUUUGUAUCUUUUUAUUUACUGUCUAUAUCCCUCUGGUAUUUAUCCCUGAAGCUCGUCCAUUAGAAGGAAUUCUAAAAGUAUCUGAAGUUGAACAUCACUUGACUACAAUUAGUGCUGAAAGAGUACGGGAAUUGGGAUUACACAAGUUCCAACUGAUUGUAAAUGAUGAAGACGAUGAUUCAACAGAAUCAAUGGAAGAAGAGGAUAUAGAAGAUCAGCUAGACAUUGACUUAACACACACUUUCAAGUCAAAAGGGGUGGAGAGAUUUAUUUUAGUUGGAGAUGUACAUGGAGAAUACAAUCGUUUAAUGAGUCUUAUGAAGAAAGUUCAGUUUAACCCAAAAAAGGAUCUUGUUUUACUCCUAGGUGAUUUCAUUUCAAAGGGACCAGACUCUGUCAAGGUUAUUGAAUGGGCUUCGCUGAAUGGUGUUGAAUGUAUUCUUGGGAAUCAUGAAUACUAUGCACUUGGAAAUUACGCAAAAUUCCACGGUCUUUAUAGUCCAUUUUUUGUUAAUCCUAAUGAUAAUGAUACAACAAUUGUUGGAGAAAAAUAUUUAAAUGUCAAGGGGUUUAAUGAUGAUCCAGAAUUUUUAAUGGCUAAGAAAUUUCAACCAGAACAUAUUGCUUAUAUUAAUAGUUGUCCAGUAAUUAGACGAUUAGGACCUGUCCCAUUGCACAAGCCACGGAAUAAUAAUGGUAGUUUAAAUUUUGUUGAAGGGGUUGCAGUUCAUGCUGGAUUAAGAUGGGAUUUGGCACAAGCAAAAGAACCACUUGAAGAACAAAAUCCAAUUGAUUGUUUAGAGAUGCGUAAAUUAUUGCCACCAUUCUACAAUGAAACUACUGAUGAUCCACAUUUUCCAAAUGCAGUUGGAUGGACUGGAUUAUGGAAAGAUACUCAGAAGUUGCUUUCUCGCAAGGAUAGACAGGCGGUUUAUUACGGUCAUGAUGCGAGAAAGGGUCUCCGUCUCAAGAAAUAUACUAGAGGGUUGGACUCAAGAUGUACUGUGGGGGGUUAUUUAAGUGCAAUGGUAAUUUGGAAAGAAGAACAAUUAUUCAAUGGGAAGCUCAGAGAAUUCUAUAAAGAGCAAGCCUAUCAAGUCAAGUGUUAA
This is a messenger RNA of [Candida] anglica, 1245 nucleotides long. Lineage: Eukaryota; Fungi; Ascomycota; Pichiomycetes; Serinales; Debaryomycetaceae. The record is from the annotation of a GenBank genome assembly.